This is a messenger RNA of Apodemus sylvaticus (European woodmouse), 1836 nucleotides long. It is a transcript of the gene Psmc3ip, whose product is annotated as PSMC3 interacting protein. Gene Ontology annotation, cellular component: DNA recombinase auxiliary factor complex; condensed nuclear chromosome. The record is from RefSeq and is a predicted model, not a curated record. Gene Ontology annotation, molecular function: double-stranded DNA binding; recombinase activator activity. The coding region runs from base 949 to 1602 and encodes 217 amino acids. Gene Ontology annotation, biological process: meiotic joint molecule formation; homologous chromosome pairing at meiosis; meiotic strand invasion involved in reciprocal meiotic recombination. Lineage: Eukaryota; Metazoa; Chordata; Mammalia; Rodentia; Muridae. The transcript has 8 exons.
AAGUCUGAUCUACUGAAUUUGGAGUUACGAAUUUUUAGCAGCCACAUGGCUUGCUAGUAACCAAUCUAGGGCCCUCUGCAUAGAAAAGCCACUGCUGAGCCAUUUCUCCAGCCUCGUUCCACCAUUUUUAUUCUUAACCUUACCCCUUAAACAAGCAGGGACAAACGAUAUUCUGAAUAUGGCUAAUGAAAUUUUAGGUUGAAGGAUUGGAAAUACUGUGCCCUUCCACUGAGCUGCAAGGACAGCUGCUCUUUGGCCAUCAGCAGACCUCAGAAACUAGAAAUAUUUAUUUCAGGCUCCUCCGGACUGGCCACUGUGGUCAGGAAUGGAAAGCACCUGCCAGGUGUUGCUGGUCAGUUAACUGGAGACGUCAAGCUUUGCGGCUUCAGUGGCCCCCACUCUUAACCAUCUUUCAUGGGCGUUCAAACGACAGGUGUCGAGCGCCCCCUACAUGCGACACACGAAAACGGGAAUCGUUAAGUGUGCUCGCAUUCGCAGCCACCCUCUGACAAAAGUACCCACAGGCACUACUUUACACGUGAGAAAACUAGUCCCACUCCCUUGGAUGACUGGCUCUGUGCAACCUUGAGCGGCGUGGGAGUUGACCCCUAAAGUUUCUUCCCGUUCCCACACUACGGCGGGUCUAGCUCAAGGUCACAAGUGCUCAAACACGGCCCGACCGGGCCUCGCGGCUUAAAAUAGAAGGGGCCACUCUCUACAGCCAGCACUGCGGGCCCAGGAGGCGGCGGCCGACCUGUCGCAAAGACCGGGGACUGCGACUUCUAGCCCACGGCUACUAGGACUACGGGGUCGCGGAAGGUCUGGGCGCUCUUGCGGAAGACUUUCUCCUUAGCCAAUCAACGUUGAGGUCCCGCCCUCUCUCCGGAAGGAGGCGUUUCCCGGAGCAACCGACCGAUCCGGCUCUGGAGUUUGGUGGCGGGAAAGGCCAUGAGUAAAAGCCGUGCGGAGGCUGCGGCUGGAGCCCCCGGGAUCAUCCUGAGGUACCUGCAAGAACAAAACCGGCCCUACAGCGCCCAGGACGUGUUCGGGAACCUGCAGAAGGAACAUGGACUGGGCAAGGCGGCUGUGGUGAAGGCACUGGAUCAGCUCGCCCAGCAAGGCAAGGUCAAAGAGAAGACGUACGGCAAGCAGAAGAUAUAUUUUGCCGAUCAGGACCAGUUUGACACAGUGAGUGAUGCGGACCUCCACAGCCUGGAUGCCAGCAUCGUGGCCCUCAGCGCCAAGGUGCAGAGCUUACAGCAGAGCUGCCGACACAUGGAGGCUGAGCUGAAGGAAUUAACAAGUGCACUGACCACUCCUGAGAUGCAGAAAGAGAUUCAGGAGUUAAAGGAGGAGUGUGCUCGCUACACAGAGAGACUGAAGAACAUCAAAGCAGCUACCAACCAUGUCACUCCAGAAGAGAAGGAGAAGGUGUACAAAGACAGACAGAAGUAUUGUAAAGAGUGGAGGAAGCGGAAGAGAAUGACCACAGAGCUGUGUGAUGCAAUCCUUGAAGGAUACCCCAAGAGCAAGCAGCAGUUCUUUGAGGAAGUUGGCAUUGAGACAGAUGAAGAUCAUAACGUCGCGCUCCCCGACCCCUGAGGCCCUGGUGGAGGUGGGACAGGCCGGCCUGCGCUGGCCACCUCACUGUUCUCCACCUUUGAGCAGUGAACGGAGGAGCACAAAGAAAGGCAUAGUGUUAGGUAGAGACUGGUGAUCAGAAAGGACGGUCAUGUCCAUUUGCACAGGCCUCAACAAGGACUUAAAACAACCUUAAAGUAUUUGUAAUAUUUAUUGUAAUAUAAUUUGAUAUAAAAAUACUUAAUUUCCUCUGGA